GUGUUCCUUAUAUACUUCUAUUCAAUCAAGAUUUGUCUGCUAUAGUUUCUAAUAUAACCCCAUUAUAACCACACUAUUCUGUGUUAUAAUCCUAUAGUUUCUCACCUCGAUUUGAAACUGAGGCACAGUUAGAUUCAUUUGGAAGAAGUUGAAGUUUAUUUGGAAUUCGUAUGUGAAAUCGUUUCAUAAAAGCGAGAUGAGCUGUACCUCAGAAAGAUAUUUGUUAUUCUUAGCAGAUGAUUUACCAAAAGAUGCCAAAUGCUACCUCAUAGACUGCAUUAAAAAUCAUAGGCUUGUCGUGGAAGAGGAGCAAUGUCCAGAUCAUUCUGUGCUUGUAGUUGGCGCUUCGUUCGGCCUGCUUGCGGAGGAGGCAGAAAGUAUUGAGUUAGAAAAGCAGCUUAAAGAGAGCAAAAGGUAUCAAGAGUUUUAUGUUGAUGGUUUGAAUGAUUUCCAAGGAAGCUAUGACGAGCAAACAUUUUUUACACCUGCUGAGCAAGCAUUGCUUUUACAUAAUGUUUUGAGCAAAGUUGCAUUUCAAAGGGAAACAUUCCUAAAAUGUGGAAUAAAGAAAUUCAAGCCUCAGGAAAGCAUAAUCAGUGGCUGUUUGCACUCAAAGCCAGCAAUCCUAGAAGCAGUGUCCCCAAUGCAUUCUGCCAAUCAGCGUGCCAAACUCUGGAGAGCUGCCCAAAGGAAUCCCUUUGUUUUUCCACUUGAUGAUAUCCAAGUUUACUAUGGUGAAGAAGUGGCCUACUAUUUUGCUUGGAUGAAUUUCUUCACCUGGUCAUUGGUACCGGUUGCUUUGUUUGGGGCCUUUCUUUUCUUCCACCGCCCUCGUGGUAUCACUGUUGAUGACAGCCCCUACUUACCAGCCUAUGCUUUGUUGAUGGCGUUGUGGACAAUCUUCUUUUGCAAAAGUUGGAGGAGGCAGGAAAGCGAGCUGGCUUUACGGUGGAACUCGACACAGGUUGAAAGAAAGGAGAUUGUGCGUCCGGAGUUCUACGGAGAGAUUCGACAAAGUCCGGUUACUGGCAAGCCGGAACGCUACUACCCUUGGAAAAGAGUGCUUAUGUACCUUCUAAGCUUUGUGAUCACGCUUCCAUUUCUUGGGAUGGCCGUGGGUGCAAUGAUAUUGUCACUAAAUUUCAACGGAUAUGUCAAAGACAAGCACAGCCCAAUUUAUCUUGCAGCUCUAGCGAAAUACUCUGAACCCGGACAAUUAUUUGCCGCGGACAGUCCGUAUUAUGGGAUGGUACCCACCCUUUCGCAUUCUGUAGUUAUAAACAUACUGAAUCGAUUGUACAGAUUCAUCGCAACUUUUUGCACGGAUUUAGAAAAUCACAGAACCGAGAACCGUUGGAACAGUUCACUGAUAAUCAAGAGAGUGCUGUUUGAACUCUUUGACUGUUACUUGCCUCUUUUCUACAUCGCCUUUUAUCAACUGGAUAUCAUUUCGCUCAGAAGGGAGUUAGUCGGUCUAUUCUGGGGUGACGAAAUUCGUCGUUUGGUAACGGAGACUGUGAUCCCCUUUGUGACAGAAAAGGCAAAACAUUACAGAAUUAAGGACCAUGUCAACGAAAUCAAAGCAAAAACAGGAGAACGGCCAACCAGCUUGCAGGUUGUGGAAGACACGGUUCUAGAGGAGUACGAGCAGUUUGAUGACUAUCUUGAAAUGGUUGUACAGUUUGGCUAUGUCACUCUAUUCGCCUCCGCAUUUCCGCUCUGCUCCGUUAUCACCAUCGGGUUUUUAUUCAUCGAGGCAAGAUCUGAUAUGUUCAAGCUUAUGUUCCUGUGCCGGAAACCAAUUGUACGAAGAGCCAACAGCAUAGGGGUCUGGUUCAAAGUUCUCACUAUAAUGAUGGUUUUGUCCAUGGCAACGAAUUGCUUUCUGAUUGGUUUUUCAAGUGAACAGCUGGCCACGUGGGUUCCAGAUAUGUAUUAUCUUGAUGACACGGGGGAUCAAUGGAUAAAGCCUGGAUAUGGAAGAUACGUCGUUGGAAUCGUUUUUGGUGCGGAGCAUUUUCUUAUUCUAUGUGUUGUGCUGGCGCAUUAUCUCAUUUCGGAUGUUCCAUCGCAUGUUCAAACAGAGCUGGAGAAAAAAGAAUACGAGAAGAAAAUUAUAUUGGAGCGAAUACAACACGCAAAGGCUGGUCUAGGCAAAGCAGUAGAUCCUGUAGGAUAGAACAGCAUUGACGAAACUUUAAAUGUACACCACUUUUCCAAUUGAAUAAAAUCAUCUUUGUAGGUCAAUUUGCAUUUAUACGUUCCGUAACCAUUCCUUACUGACUUAACUUUUUUACAGCCGUUUUCAUUUUGCCUGCAUGUUAUCAGUACGUCUCCUCAUUUGAUAAAUGUCCUUAUUAAAAGAUCCUCUGAAAAAUUUAGAAUUGAAUGGGAUUCGUGAAAGGUGACCAGGAAGCGGUAUCUCAAAUCUAUCUCACUUGAGGCUUACCGGAACAGCAGUGAAACCUAGUAUGCCUAAUGUUAUUACGGUUGCUUGUCGCAUAUGAUGAAAGCACGUUCGGGUCUUCUCGACCAAACUAAUAUUUCAAACGUUUUCUGUUGAUCAGCUACGGUCUAGAAACUUGUCAAAACUGCAACCACUUCCUCGUCCUCGAGUAAGCCCCUGCCUUCGAAUAAACCCCCACCCUAUUGUAUUUGCUUGUAAAAUAAGCCCCACCCUCGAACAAGCCCCCAUGGGUUGAGAUAUUGCCUCGUAAGCAAUAAGUAUACCCCCAAUAUAUCUGCAUUUUUAAGCAUUCUCCAUCAAAUAGAACAAGUAAAUAAGCCCUCACCUUUGAAUACCCCCCCCCCCCCUCCACCUUCGAAUAAGUCUCUAGCCUUGCGAAAUAAGCCUGCCGGGGCUUAUUCGAGGACUUUGAGGACGGUAUUUGUUAUUGCUGCUUAGAGAUAUAGGACCUAAUCCUCUUCUUUGAACUUUAAUGGACGGCUUGGUAUUACUGCUUGGUAUGGCGAAAAAGCAGCUUCUUUUUUCAUGUGUCCAUGGAGCUCGAUAUGUUUGGGUGGAGACCUUGCUACACUAUGCGUAAGAAAUGUAUACUGUUUAUGUAAAACAUGUCUCAAAAUUGAUAUAAAGAGCCCGAGAACGUUAGACAAUGCUAAUCUAACAUUUAGGAAAGAAAUCGUAGCGAUUGGUAUGGAUUAAUUUGAUUAGUAUAUGCUUUUGGGUUUCUUUACCGAUAAGUCUUAGGUCAACCAAGCAAUUAUAUUUAUUGAUGUUCGAUUAUAUUUAACAAAUCUUUUAAUUCUGAUUUUCGAUGUUUUGGGGAAUAAUAUAUUUCGGUUAUUUGGAAUUUAAUGGUAUGUGGAUUUUCAUAAUUUGUUGAAUUCCGUGGUAUUUGAUAGGGAUUUGAUAUAAGAUGGAAUGUAUUUUUUCCGGUUAUAAGUGAGUUUAGUAGAUAUUUAUCGAUUUUAUACCUAGAAAAGUCCUCACGAUUAUGUGUCUAGUAAAGCACAAUUUUAUACUACUACUCCGAGUUUCACUUUAAGGCAGCUACAAUUCUUCUGCAUUGGAUCCAAGGAAGCCACAACUUGGAUAAUCUAGACUCCAAUAGCUGUAAAGGACAAAACCUAUCGAGGGCGAUCCGACCUCUUCUCGCUUAAUAAACCGAGAACAAUCUUUGUGUUUAGCAUCAAUUAUAUUACUCGAAAAUUUUCAUAUCAACUAACGAGCAUUGGUUAAUUGUUCUUGUAAUUCAUGGUAUUUCUGAAAAAAAUGCGACAUAUUUGUGCUACUUUUUGACGUUCCUCUGGCCCCCUAUGCAGUUCUUGCGAAUACUUCACACCAGGUACAAAACAAGCUUCUAUGUAAGAUCGAAAUAAGCACAUGACAUUGUUUGCGCCAGGAUAGCGGCUAGGACCUGUGUGUACCACUACAUCGUAUGUAUCAAACAGUCAAGUGAAGUAUUUUUUUACCUCAGAUAUGGCAACGGCCUAAUGACAGUAGCGAGGCGACGAAUAACUGGGCAGCUCCACUGGGGAAGUAGUUACACAGCUUACUAUUACACCUUGUGUUUGUAACGAUGUUACGAUGAAUGUUUACGAGUCAGUAUAGUUUUCAUAUCCU
Molecule: messenger RNA, 4084 nt
Organism: Rhopilema esculentum
Lineage: Eukaryota; Metazoa; Cnidaria; Scyphozoa; Rhizostomeae; Rhizostomatidae
Product: anoctamin-10-like
Biological process (GO): chloride transmembrane transport
Molecular function (GO): protein dimerization activity; chloride channel activity
Source: RefSeq, a predicted model, not a curated record